AUGCUAGGAAAAGUAGCAAAAAAGCAUAUUUUUCUACCAGAAAAUAUCCCAUUAAAUUUAAAUCAAGAGCUUAUAAACAAAAUUGGGAUAAACCAAUAUUCUCAACCUACCAAAGCUUUUAAAGAGCCUCUAGAUUUUGUAUGAACUAUAUAGAAUGAUGCAAGAAAUAGCCAAAAUAGCAAAUGAUCACAAGAAAAGCUAGAUAAAGGGAUCACAAUAGCCACAGAACUUGAAGACUUGCCAAGAGCUAUAAAAUAUUAUAAUGAUGCGAUUCAAUUAAACAGAGACAAUAAAGAUGCUUAUAAGGUCAGGGCUAUUGCUUACUCCCAACAAGGGAAGUAUGAAGAUUCCAUCAGCGACUUCCAAAAAGUCUUGAAACUUGACCCAGACGAUUCUCAAGCCCAAGAAGCCUUGCUAAAAGUUGAAGACAAAAUAAAAGAGAAGCAGCAUAAAAGAAUGCUGAUGACUUUUGGUUACGAGCUAAAAAACGCAAAACAAUACAACCAAGGGAACGAGCAUCUUCUAGUAUACUCUCCAAAGCCUAGGAAAAUUAAAAAAUAG
Molecule: messenger RNA, 561 nt
Organism: Blepharisma stoltei
Lineage: Eukaryota; Ciliophora; Heterotrichea; Heterotrichida; Blepharismidae
Source: the annotation of a GenBank genome assembly